AUGCCAUCCACACCCGAGAUCAUUGCGGCCACCAGUUCAACGGUCGCCAGAGUGUGCGCCUACGUCUUUCUGCGAUGGAUUCCUGGGCACCAUUUCCCUCCUACCAUCCUUUCCGCGGUAGCGGUGUACCUGGCAUGUGUGUUUGGCGCAUCGGAGGGCUUCGGCCCCAGCAGACCGUCGUUACGCACGACGUUCCCUGAAGCGGUCCCCAAACAGAAUAACGCGACGGAACCGCAAAAAGAAGCCGGGGAGGCAGAGCAGACAGAAACGGAACAUGAUGAGCCAGUCUUGUACGAAGACGAGAAGUCGUUCUUCCGGACGUUCCUUCUAGGAAUACCUGACUGGGGAAAGCCGCGCUGGAGUUACACCACCAUCGCUACCAAUGUGAUACUGGCACUAUUCACCUUGGACAUGGUGUUUCGAGGACCUCUCCUACAUCCAGUCAAAGAUUUGAGCUUCACGCGGGUAGGAUAUGUGGGCUCCCACACGGCCAAAGUCCUUAUCCGAGAACCAGACCAAGCUCAGCUGCCAAUGUAUGUCUAUCUAUCACCAGCCGACAAGACAAACUGGCGGACCACCGACACCAUAUAUUAUCUUGGACCGGAUACAGAUUACACUCAUGCCAUCACUUUUGAAGACCUUGAACCGUCCAAGAAGUACAUAUAUUCGCUGUCCAACGACAAAUCGGGCACCUUUACCACAGCGCCAGCACCCAAUUCCGAAGCGGCCAACAGCCUAACUUUCGUCACCUCGUCUUGCAUCAAGGCGAACUUCCCCUAUAAGCCCUGGUCCCAUUCUCUGGCAUUCCAUGGCUUCGAGCACCUUUCGAAGGUUCUUCGAGGUUUGCCGUCACCAGCCUCUUUCAUGCUCUUCCUCGGCGACUUUAUCUACAUCGAUGUCCCCUUGCGUCUGUCCUCGUCCAUCCAACACUACAGGUCCGAAUAUCGACGGGUUUACGCCUCACCCUCAUGGUCUUUACCGGCACUCGACACUCUGCCCUGGAUCCAUACUCUUGACGACCACGAAAUUGCCAACGACUGGUCCAGCGGCAACGACACCGAUCCCUUCCCAGCUGCGUCGGACCCAUUCAUACACUAUCAUGUCUCUGUGAACCCACCACUCCCGCCAGGAUCAGCGGUAGGGCCGGAGGCGAACACCACAUAUUUCCAAUUCUCGCAUGGUCCUGCAUCGUUUUUCAUGCUCGACACGCGGCGCUACCGUAUCGACCCUGAGCCCACAUCAUCCUCCUCCACGUCUUACCUCAAUAAGCCACUCUACGGAUCGUCUUCCGAGCCUGGCAACCCUCCAGACCAUAAGUCACAUCACACGAUGCUCGGCUCAGCCCAACUGGCGUCUUUACUCAAGUUUCUAUCGACACCCGAACCACCACAUAUACACUGGAAGAUCAUCGCCUCAUCCGUCCCGUUCACCAAGAACUGGCGCUUCGGCACCUCCGACACCUGGGGCGGGUUCCUACGCGAACGAUCCGAGAUCCUGGCGGCAAUGCACGCUGCCGAGCGGGAGCUGGGUAUUCGGGUUAUUAUCCUCUCCGGCGACCGCCACGAGUUCGCCGCCAUCCGUUACCCGCCUCCAAUUAUCGACUUGGCCGCUUUGUUGCCUGUGCCGCAGCAGGUCAAGAGCAAGAACACAGCAGCCACCAAGAAGGCAUCAUCGUCAUCGUCAGUUGUAGGACACUCUCCACAGUCCAUAUCCAGCGUUGUCUACGACCGUACUCCGCAGGCCGGUCCGCACGAGUUUUCCGUCGGUCCACUCAGCAUGUUCUAUCUCCCCUUCCGGACAUUCAAGCAGAUUGACGAGGAAGAUGUGGCUAUCAAAUACUUGCCUGACGGGAAUAGCAAGGUUGGUGUUCUGGAGAUCAAAAACCUCCACGGCGAGCUGCAGCGUAGUUUGCUCAAGUACUCGUUGUACAUUGACGGGAAGCUGGCGUGGGAAUAUGCCCUUACCAGUCCGGCUGUAGGGUCGUCCCCGCAGCCCAGCUACAGCCGAAGUAGGACCAGAGGCACUUCUGAGUGGUUAUGGAGUUAG
Molecule: messenger RNA, 2046 nt
Organism: Exophiala dermatitidis NIH/UT8656
Lineage: Eukaryota; Fungi; Ascomycota; Eurotiomycetes; Chaetothyriales; Herpotrichiellaceae
Product: alkaline phosphatase
Exons: 2
Coding region: 1-2046 (681 amino acids)
Source: RefSeq, a predicted model, not a curated record